Oncorhynchus gorbuscha (pink salmon) is the source of this 1826-nucleotide messenger RNA. RefSeq names its product early growth response protein 1-B-like. Gene Ontology annotation, molecular function: DNA-binding transcription factor activity, RNA polymerase II-specific; RNA polymerase II cis-regulatory region sequence-specific DNA binding. The record is from RefSeq and is a predicted model, not a curated record. NCBI's taxonomy places the organism in Eukaryota, Metazoa, Chordata, Actinopteri, Salmoniformes, Salmonidae. Gene Ontology annotation, biological process: regulation of transcription by RNA polymerase II.
AUGGGUGACAGUGUCAGCUCAGGCAGUGACGGUACAGACUCUGAUGUCGGAUCUCCAGCACAGCAAGGUUGUGUGUUAUCCCCGGGGACCGAUGGGUCUGAUUCAGAUUUCUUCUCCGACCUGAAUGACUGUUCCUCAGACAGCCUGUCGCCUCCUCUUGCCUACACCGGGAGCUUCUACACUGAGCCAUUACCGGGCACGGUGCCACCCUGCAGCACAGAAGCCCUGCUCAACAUGAUCACGGAGAUAGUUGGGAUCUGCACGGUGGAGGACCCGGCGAACAGCGAGACUCCGUCUGCCUCCCUCCCCGUCUCUGCCACACCCUGCUCGGCCAUCAGCGUUGCCUCUCCCCCUAUUUACUCUCCCUCCAUGGAGUCUGUCUCCAGCGGAUACUGGAGUCAGGAUCUGACCGAGAUUCCUUCUCCUUCUUCCGGGGUGGAUAUUCAGACUCCCACCGCUGCCCCUGUGGUGGUCAAGAACGAGUUCAACAGCAGCUGCGACAACGACCACUUCUCCCACCCUGGUCAGGAUGCCUUCUCCCCGGGUAGCUUGGAGCAGCUGUUCCCGCUGUCUGGUCAGUCUCUGGACCAGGUAGAUGUAAAGGAGCUUCUGGACUCUCUGCUGCUAACUGACAUUAAGACAGAGUGUAUCAUCAAACAGGAGCCGUGCUACGUGGGAGACUGGGCUCAGAAUGUACCUGUUAACGGGAGCUACGCCAACGAUAGCUUUCUGGUCAAAACGGAGCCUCUAGAGUUCCAGACUGGGGCCUCAGGGCCGCAGCAGCUGGACGCAUGUAGCGACCUGGCGGCCUUCACCGCCUCUCUCUCCUCCUCCUCCCUGGAUGCCAUCCUCUCCUCCCUGCUGCCCAGCGUGUUCCCGAGGAGCAGGGGCGUGCACGCCACCGCUGGAGCAAAUAAACGCCCGUUCCCGUGUCCAAUAAUCGGCUGUGAGAGGCGUUUCUCACGCUCCGACGAGCUCAACCGCCACGUGCGCAUCCACACGGGCCACAAGCCGUUCCAGUGCACCUGCCUGCGCAGUUUCAGCAGGAGCGACCACCUGACCACGCACACGCGCACGCACACUGGAGAGAAACCUUUCUCUUGCGAGGUGUGCGGGAAGCGGUUCGCGCGCAGCGACGAGAGGAAGAGGCACGGACGUGUGCACGUGAAGCAGCAGCUGAAAGCUCAGAUGAUGGCAGCCUAUCAUCUGGCUUUCCCCGGUGGAGUUUGAACUGAACUCUAACUCUCUAAAGCUGGGCUUCGUGGCCCUGAGUUUAAACCUGCUCUUUAGAAGGCUUCUGUUUGGUUCUACUGGCUUCGGUUGGUUCUACUGGCUUCGGUUGGUUCUACUGGCUUCGGUUGGUUCCAUCUGCCUGCUAACGUUGGCUAUUGGCCCGGUUCAGUUGGAGGUGUUGACUUCAAAACGGGCCAUCGGUUGAAAAAUGGUGGAAAAGUUUCAACGGGAGAAAGAAAAUAAUCUCGUCUUGUCGGUUGGACGUGGAACUAUUUUAGAACUUCUCUGGUACGUUGUCGUUGACAUUAUAUCUGUCUGUUUGACUAUAUGUUGUGCUAAACAGCGGAGAACAGAAACCGUUGAACUACGAGAGGAUUCGUUGGUUUCAGCACCUCUGUGAGUGGACAGCUCCUUGUCUGUCAAUCCGAACAGACUGAAACAUACAGCACACGUUUUGUCACUCGACAGUUCUGAUUGUAAACUGGUACAGUUGUCAGAGUUUGAGUUUUUUUGUGCAACAUUGCAUGAUAUAGUUUUACAUUGAUGUGUUGAUGUAUAUUUUAUUAUAUAAAUCUCUAAUGUUAGGAGUUGAA